Molecule: messenger RNA, 2353 nt
Organism: Ceratitis capitata (Mediterranean fruit fly)
Lineage: Eukaryota; Metazoa; Arthropoda; Insecta; Diptera; Tephritidae
Exons: 1
Coding region: 1307-1570 (87 amino acids)
Source: RefSeq, a predicted model, not a curated record
AAGUGUUAGUGAAACGGCGCUUUUCCACUACACAAACAACAAACCGUGACGUGAAGUGACGUCAAAUACGAGCAACUAUUAAAUAUUUCGUAUGAGGCAAGAGCCCAAACGAACGCUAUACCGUGAUCAAGACAGUCAAGACAGCCGCCCACUUCAAACAUAUGCCCACGUACAUAUGCAUGUACAUAUGUAUAUACGUGAAUAUAGCAAGCGACUCUCUGCUUUUACGUGCGAGUAUUUAUUUACAUGUGCUUUUUUCAUACGCUUGCUGCCAAAGCAUUAAGCCAGCUGUGAUCAACGCGUAAAGAAACGAAAGUUUUCAUUUUCUUUGCUGUUUUCGGCUACGCUAUUCUUCGCUAGCAGAUCGACAUUUACUAAGCUUUUGGUUUGGUGGCGUGCGCUGUCGUUAUCUGUCGUUCAUUUCGGGUUUUUCGCUUUUUAUUGUUAUUGCUAUUUGUAUUUUUACGCGCACUCUGCAGUGUUGCUGAGCACCUUUUGCGCCUUUUAUAUCGCUCUUCAGUUUGGUGUUUGGAACUUUGAUAUUUUUUUUUUUGUUUGCUUCUACCUAAAUUUUUCUCCAAUAUUUUCGGCGUUUCGACGUGCUCGUGCGACACGGCGCAGAGCGAUCUCAGACGUAGAGCGCCACAGUUCGACAGUACAACGUCACGACGUCAGCGGCCAGCGAUAACUGCGCGCGAUCAGAGAAUUUCUCUAAAUAAACGCAACACGCUGGUGCAGUUCAGUAACGCGUAAAAAUUUCACUGCAACGGUUUGUUCCGCCAACGGCAACGGAUGAACGGAAUGCUGAUAUGAGCGCAGAUUAAAGCAAGGAAAGAAACAACUUGUUGAAUAUACAUAUACAUCCAUACAUAUUUACCUACAUACAUGUGUAUCUGAGCAUAUGCCGUCGAUAGCAGAUAAAAAUAAAAAAUAUAUAAAAAUAACUUUUGAAUUAUUUACGACUUUGCAGUGAGUGCAAUAAAUGGUUGAAGCGAAUUGAAGGAAUUUAAGUGUUUUUCAUAUUUGAUUGCUAAGUUUGUGUGGAAAGUGUAAAACAGAAGCUGCAUUCGAGAUAAACAGUGUUUGAAAAAGAGCUAAAAAAGAUACAAAUAUACGUAAAAAUAUUUUGGGGGCGUCUACGCGUGAAUUGCAUUGCAUCUUGAUCCUGUCAUACGACGCGCCAUUCGCACGAUCUUUCCGUUGCGUAUACGUACUGACGUGCUCCGAACGCUAAGACGUUGAAAAAUACACUUUUUUUUAUUGCAAACAACAAACACUGCACAACACACAACACUAAAGCCUAAAUAUGUCACACCAAUGCAGUUGUGGACGCGAUCUCAACAACAACUAUGUGUCCUAUACAAGCGCCUAUGCCAAUACCACUACGAGCCUAGAUCGUGAGGCGAGCAGCAGCCUUUCGGGCGGCGUUGGCAAAUCGGCCAUGUCCGGCAAGACGACGACACAGCUCACAGCGAAAGUGAUGUUUGGCACUGUGGGCGCUAUUAAGGAUUUGCGCGAAAAGGAAAAGUCGCGACAUGUGACAACACGGGCCAGCGACCGGCGUAACUGAGUCCAGUGGUGUGUAAGCGUAAAGAGACUGACUAAAAAGGGGUUUGUUGUUGUUAUUCGAAGACGCUGGGUGAAUGGGUGCUGGUAGAGCAAGGCAGGACAGAGCAGUGUUAUGUAGAGCAUGAGCAUGAGCAUGAGCAUGAGCAUGAGCAUGAAUAAAGGAUAUGGUGGCGUGGCGUGGUAUGAAGUGGCGAAGCAUUGAGUUGCAGUGUUGGUAGCAGGCGGUGGGCGCAACUCUCCCGUGAUGUUGGUCGCUCAAAUGUAGAUGUUGAAAUUGCAAAGCGUGUAUAUACAUACAUACGUAUAUUUACUGAGUUGUAUUUAUGUGUAUAUCGUGUUGUAAUUACGUGUACGUCUAGCAGCAACGCGAAGUUUCCAGAAAAAAAUUCCCAAAUAUCACAAAUAUCAGUUCGAAGCUAUAAAGAGAUAAUAAGCAAAACAUACAUAUUUUUUUUUUAACUACUUACCAAUACAAACCUACACUUCUUUAUUUUUGCAAGUGUGUAUAUAUGUACUUUUCAAGUGUUUUUUUUUCGGCUUCAAUAGUUUAUGCUCAUACUCUGUUUUGUGCUUGGAGAAAAAUGUAAAUAUUUGCAUACCAGUUUAAUUACAUAUAUAAAAAUUAAGUGCAUAAUGUAAAACAUGUAUUUAAAGAAUAAUAAUUUAUACUUUUAAGCGAAAAAUGUGAAAAAUAUUUGUCGUUAAUUUGCGACAUUAAGCACGCAAAUUAUAAUAUAUUAAUACACACAUAUAUAAUAUAUAAAGCAAAAUUUUUGUGCAUUAA